Molecule: messenger RNA, 6128 nt
Organism: Danio rerio (zebrafish)
Lineage: Eukaryota; Metazoa; Chordata; Actinopteri; Cypriniformes; Danionidae
Source: RefSeq, a predicted model, not a curated record
AUCGCGCUGUGAGGAGUCUGGGAAUCCUGAGCCUCUGAUCUGUCUCUUUAAGCGGGACGGACUGCCUCAUCUGCUGCUGGGACGGUUGUGCUCCUCGCGCCCGUAGAUAAACUUCUGCUUCCACACUAGUUAGACAAGACAGGACAGCCGAUUUGCCGUGGCCAAAAGUGUUAUGACCGAGCUUCGCAAAAGACAAAUGAAAGUCAGCUAUAGCUGCGCGUAAGUGUGCGCAAACAGAUACGGCGGAGUGAAUGGAGCAGGAGCGCGGACGGAAUAAGACUGGAUGGGAAUGGGAGGUGUUUUACUCUGAAGUCUGUCCUUGAAGCGCACAGGACAGAGACAUCAAAGAAGGCAAGGGGACGGGAAGCGAAACUUUAAAUGCACGUUUUUCGGAGCAGUCUGGAUGUAGGGCGUCCAUCUAGAAUGCUUUCCAAUAAAGUACGUGGCAGCCGAAGAAAGCACGAAGGGGAAAGCGUUUGCUGUGAUCCACGGAGAGGAGUAACGUGUGCAUGUGUUUCUCAUCCAUCUCCAGUGAUAUGGCAGGGAACUGACUGAGAGAGAGUUCAUACACGAGAAAUUCAUCUGGGAACUGCCAAGGUGCUGAUCUCUGGAGUCAGGGCAAACCAUCAGAAAUGAAAGAGCUCAUCUCAUCACGCAUGAACAUUAGACUGGACUCCAGGCAUCUUCUGACUGCACAUAAACCACUAAAUGCACUUAAUGUCUCUGAGCUGAAGUGACAUUCGCCCCCCGGACUUCAGCUGGAAGCCCUAAAUUGAGCUUUGAAUACGGAAGAUGUCCCAACAGAUCUGAAAAUUUCACCUCAGCGCAAGACACAUUUUACAAAAUCACACGCAGGUUUUUCCACGGAGACGUUGCCCUUUUGGAAGAAACUGGUGGAUUUCGGAAAUUUUGCCAUCUAAAAAACUUCCAUGCUGACACUCCUAAAAGCUGUGGCGCCCCUUGCCUUUCUCUCAUGCCCAUGGACCCAUCCAGUGCCAUGCUCUCACAGGCGCUCCUGCUUUUACAGUGCAUUAUUCUGACUCUCGGCCAGUACGAUAUCUGUAAGUCGCUGGUCAGCACAGACGAUGGACCGACAUGGGAAUAUUACGCUUGCCAGCCCAAACCCAUGUCCAUGAAGGAGUACAUGCAGAUUAGAGUGGAGCCUCCCGAUAUCACAUGUGGAAACCCACCGGAGAGAUACUGCACUCUGGAAAACCCAUACCUGUGUAGUGACGAAUGCGAUGCCUCCACCAAAGAACUGGCUCAUCCUCCAGAGCUGAUGCAAGACAGCGAGCGAACCGGACUCAUCACCUACUGGCAGACGGUAACAUGGAGUCGAUAUCCUGAGCCUCUUCUGGCCAACAUAUCCUUAUCCUGGAACAAAAGCCUUGAGUUAACAGAUGACAUCCAGAUAUCCUUUGAGUAUGGUCGGCCCACAAUAAUGGUGCUAGACAAGUCUCUGAAUUAUGGACGAACCUGGCAGCCUUACCAGUACUACGCUGACGACUGCAUGGAGGCUUUUGGGAUGUUGGCAAAAAGAGUGCAGGAUCUUUCGGCCACCAACGUGACCAGAGUUAUAUGUACCGAGCAAUACUCUCGCUGGGUUGGUUCCAAGAAUGAGAAGAACGUGCGCUUUGAAGUCCGGGAGCGCUUCGCCAUAUUUGCUGGGGCAAAACUGCAGAACAUGGACAACUUGUACACACGCAUGGAAAGUAUGAAAGGUCUCCGAGACUUUUUCACCUUCACAAACCUACGACUUCGGCUGCUGAGACCGGCGCUCGGAGGAACAUACGUACAGAAAGACAACCUUCUCAAGUAUUUCUACGCCAUCUCCAACAUCGACAUACCAGCAAGGUGUAAGUGUAACCUCCACGCCGGCCAGUGCUCCCUCCGUGAUGGGACGCUUCAGUGCGACUGCGAGCACAACACCACGGGACAAGACUGUUUGGUCUGCGAAAGAGGAUUUAAAGCCAAGUCCUGGAAGCCCGGCUCGUACCUGCCCACCCCGAACGGCUCCCCGAACAUUUGUGAGGCGUCGGGAACGUCUGGCAUGCCAACACUAGCGGUUACACUUGAUCCAGCCACUGCACCAGUGCUGAUAACUACAUCAAUAUCACCAUUCAUAGUCCAGCUGACAUCAGAUUCAACAACCAAAGGUUCAGUCCAGCCAAUCUCAGUCCCCCAGACUCCAGAUCCAUCAGCAUCUCUAGACACCAUUACAGACACGGCCACCUCCAGCGACACAUCGACUGCAGGCGGCUCAGCCAUCCCUGAAUCCCUCACCAAUACACCAGCUGCUACCAUCUCAAGCCAGACAGACACCUCGACUUUAACUACGAUGCCAUCUCCGUCUAAUCCAGCACUCACAGUCAUCCCCACCACACCUGAUCAGCCAGUUUCCGCAGCACCAGAUGUGAUACCCGAUGCAGCCACCACAGCAACUGACACCGUCUUUGCAACAACUGCCUUUGGUGCAAGCAAUCCACGAUCUGCUCUUCCUGAGGUUACUGAUGCACUUGCUUCAUCAUCUGAUGCCACUGCAACAACACUUAAUAUGGUCAUCCGAGCAACCAUGGCAACAACACCUUCUGUAACCAUGGCAACUUCUGAAACAACAUCAGAUAACACUAUUCAGCUGCCAACAUCUCCUUCUAAUGAUGCAGUUUCACCUCCAGUGGAAACCAGUACAGCGGGUUCAGAAAAUAUGGCAGCUGUUCCUUCAACUGAUGCAACAAUGAAAACAGUUGAUGAACUCCCUCCAGACAUUGAUGUGGUCGUCUCAGCAACUAGUGUUCCUUUACCUUCUCCAUCAGAUAGAGAUGCACCUGUAAUUGAUGCUGACCCCACUAUAACAGAUGCUCCUGCACCAGAGGCUGGUUCUAUUGCACCUGCAAGAGAUGCAGAUGCUCCUGCCACUGCUGCUGUGGCUCUUGAAACUGAUGAGGAUGCAGAAGUUACAAAUGUGUCAGAUGAAACCAAAGCAGCUCCUGAAGGUCCGGGUGAUGGUGCUGAAGUCGUCAUGAGAAGUGAAGAAACAGUCAGCACUGACGUAGACUCGCCUACAUCGGGUGUAACUCUUCUGACAGGUGAGCCAGUGCCUGAUGCUACUCCUCCACCUGAGAGUAAACCUCCACCUGAGACCAAGGAGGAAAAAACAGAAGCCAAAGAUAAAGACACUCCUGAGAUUCAAGCUCCUUCUGAAGUGGAAGAGAAGAUUGAAGAGCUUCUCGUUGAGAUCAAGGAGGAUAAAACGGAAACAGAUUUGGUCAAUGAAGAUGAAGAUGCUCCUGACAUUAAACCUUCAUCUGAAGUAGAAGAGAAACGUGACGUUCCUCUUGUUGAGAUCAAAGAAAAAGAAACAGCUACAAAUUUGGAAAAUGAAGAUAAAGAUGCUUCUGACAUUAAACUUCCAUCUGAAGUAGAAGAGAAGAUGGAAGAUCUUCCUGUUGAGAUCCAGGAGGAAAAACAGAAAACAAAUGUUGAGAAUGAGGAUAAAGAUACUCCUGACAUUAAACCUUCAUCUGAAGUAGAAGAGAAGAGUGAAGUUCCUCUCGGUGAGACCACGGAGGAUAAACCGUCAACCAAGCUGGAUGAUAAAGAUACUCUUGACGUUAAAACUUCUCCUGAAAUAGAAGAGAAGAAUGAAGAUCCUCUUGUUGAGACCAAGGAGGAAAAAACAACAAAGAAAGAUGAAGAUGCUUCCGACAGUAAACCUCCAUUCAAAGUAAGAGAAAACAGUGAAGAACCCAAAAUGGAAAAACCCGAAACAAAUUUGGAGAAGAAAGAUAACAACACCCCUGAUAUUAAACUUUCAUCUGAAGUAGGGGAGAAGAGUGAACUUCCUAUUGCUGAAACCAAGGAGAAAAAAGAGAUAAAGAAUUUAGAAAAGAAAGAUAAAGAUGCCCCUGAUCGUAAACCUUUAUCCAAAGUAGGAGAAAACAGCGAAGAGUCCAAGGAAUCGAAAACAGCUUUAAAUUCGGAGAAGAAAGAUAAAGAUGCAGAAGCCUCAGUGUCUGGUGACAUUAAGAACGACAAACUGGACAAAACCAGAGAAGCGGAGAAAACCGAAAAGAGCAAAGAAGCCAAGGAGGAAAAGAAAGAGAAAGAAAAGCACAAAGAAAAGGAGUUUAAAGAGUAUGAGAAAAAAGUUGUUGCAAGGAUUUUGAUCCCCGGAGGGCCCAAAACACAGUUGUCACGAAUAGCGUACAUCAAAUUUCAAGACUGCGAGUGCAACGGUCACUCAAAUCGCUGCAGUUACAUUGAUUUCAUCAACAUUGUGACUUGUGUGAGCUGCAAACACAACACUCGAGGGCAGAACUGUCAGCACUGCCGCCUCGGAUACUUCCGGAAUGCUUCGGCCGAGUUGGACGAUGAGAAUGUUUGCAUAGAGUGUAACUGUAAUCAGCUGGGCUCCAUACACGCCCGCUGCAAUGACACAGGCUUCUGCCAGUGUCGAGACGGCACCGCGGGCCAGAAGUGUGAGGACUGUCUGCCUGGAUAUACCUGGAAGCAAGGCUGCGUGCCAAACGUGUGCGACGACGAGUUCCUCUUGUGUCAGAAUGGCGGCUCCUGCAUUCAGAAUCAGAAGUGUGUGUGUCCGCCCAACUUCCGGGGUGUUUUGUGUGAGCAGCCGCGCUGCCAGGGUGAGAAAGGGUGCAUCGACGGCGCAUCGGCCUGCUACCUCAGCACACUGACGCUGCUGCUCUGCCUUUUAGCCAACAGCCUGCUUAAAGCCAGCGCCUAGAAGCCCAUCUUAGUCCUGAUAUCAAUCCUAGUCUACUCUACGCAGGCCAAAGGGCUGAACCCUGCGGACGGAGAGAGAAAGAAAAAGAGAGAGAAAGAGUGGCCUGAACCCCGUACGGAACCAGCCUCAAGGUGCUGACAUCUUUUUUGGAAAGGCGGGUGGUUCAGCUGAAGUCAAAAAAGCCUUGGUGAGACGAAAAGCGAAUCGCUCGUCUCUUAGCAUCACCGAUCGCCUGAACUUCAUACCAAAAAACAGAAUAAAGACAUGUUCCGUUUCAGCUCACUCUACACAAAGACUCUAGAAGAAAGCGAAGAAAUCUAUAGAUGAGGUUUCAUUUCCUUUGCAUUUCUACUUUCUCUGUAGUUUCGACGCUCACUGAGAUACAAGCACUGCACUUAGCCAGCUUGUUUUAGCCGACGGUUGAUAUCACGGAAGCCUACUAAUGCCAAGUUACUCUUCUUCUCUUGAAGACUUUUUACAUUUCCUUUCAUUGCUGCAUUUUUUUCUUGCAUUUUAUUGCCAUUGAGGUUGUAAUACGUAGAUGAAAACUGAUGGAAAAGGUGUUUAAUCAGUGUCCUGUUAGUACGAGGAACGAAUGUCUCUUUAGCUUGUGUUUGAGAUUAUGUUUCUGGAAUGUAGAGAAGAGAGAUUUUAAAAUUGUCUAAUUGAACAAAUAUAUAUAUAUAUAUAUAUCAGUCUAUCUGAAAGGAAAACAAAGUAUUGUAUAAUAUGAUCAUUAUUUCACUAUUUUUUUGUAGAAAUUGUUAUUUUUGUUCGGAAGUAAAUGUUACCAUUGUAAAGACAUUGCAGCCUUUAUUGCGGUGCAUACGGUAUUCACACCAUGGUAAAACUAUAUUUGAUGAUACAGCAGAGUGCAUCUCUAAUAUAUUUGGAAUAUUUCUUCAUUCACAUCAAAGCAUACAACGGUUCAUUCACAGCUUUAGCUCAAUGUAACGCGCACAUCAUCUUAAAACUGGCAUGUAUUAUUCAUCUGUGCAGAUAUGGCCAUUCAGGACUGCUUAUUAUCACACUUCUACAGGUAUGAUGAUGAUACCUAAAGCACAAAGUCCCACAAACCCCCAAUAAAUAUGACUAACAAGCACAUAAAAGCACACUAUCGAUCAAUGCAAUUGAAACGAACGAUUCAAAAUCCAUAUUAAAAGUCAGCACAUUAUAUAUCAUGCAAUCAGAUAACUUUUUACUUUCCUUUCUCACGUGAGUCUCAAAGAAAUGCCAAAAUCUUUAGCGGCUCAUGGGCUUUUUAAAAAUUUUUUUUUAAUGUAUUUCAUCUUUACAAAAUGCUUUACAUUUAUAACGAGCCAGGGUAAAUAAAACAUGACUGAAUAUUAUAAAUGAAUAAAACCUGACAAUCAGAAAGCACAGA